GGACCACGGAGCGGGUGUGCCUCGUGCAAGGCACCGCAGAAGCCCUCAAUGCUGUUCACAACUUUAUUGCUGAGAAGGUUCGGGAAAUCCCCCAGUCUGUGGUGAAACCCGAGUCGGUCAAUAUUCUGCAGCCCCAGACAACCAUGAACCCCGAUCGAGCCAAGCAGGCCAAGGUGAUUGUUCCAAACAGCACAGCUGGGCUGAUUAUUGGCAAAGGGGGUGCCACCGUCAAAGCCAUCAUGGAGCAGUCUGGCGCUUGGGUACAGCUGAGCCAGAAACCUGAAGGUAUCAACCUCCAAGAGCGCGUGGUGACCAUCAGCGGUGAACCCGAACAGAUCCACAAAGCCGUCGACAUCAUUGUCCAGAAGAUCCAGGAGGAUCCGCAAAGCAGCAGCUGCCUCAACAUUAGCUAUGCCAACAUUACAGGCCCUGUGGCCAACUCUAACCCAACUGGAUCGCCCUAUGCCAACUCCACAGACGUUCUACCAGCUGCCGCCGCCGCUGCCACCGCUUCAGGCCUGCUGGGCCACACCAGCCUUGCUGGAGUUGGAGCCUUCCCAGCUGCCCUGCCUGGUUUCUCCGGCAGUGACCUCUUGGCCAUCAGCACAGCUCUCAACACCUUAGCGAGUUAUGGAUACAACACCAAUUCUUUGGGGCUCGGCCUCAAUUCCGCUGCCGCCUCUGGGGUGCUGGCAGCUGUUGCUGCCGGGGCAAAUCCAGCGGCGGCUGCUGCUGCUAACCUCUUAGCUUCGUACGCCAAUGAAGCUUCUACUAGUACCCCUGCCCCAGCUGGAGCAGUUGGCGCCUUCACCUUGGGCUCUUUAGCUGCAGCCACUGGGGCAGCCAACGGCUACUUAGGGACAGCCUCCCCGUUGGUGGCUAGCUCUUUCCUAGCCACCGAGAAGCUCGUGGAAAGCGCCAAAGAUAUGGUGGAAAUUGCAGUGCCGGAAAACCUAGUGGGUGCCAUUUUGGGGAAAGGCGGCAAGACGUUGGUUGAGUAUCAAGAGCUGACAGGGGCCCGCAUCCAGAUUUCCAAAAAGGGGGAGUUUAUUCCAGGUACCAGGAACCGUAAAGUCACCAUCACUGGCACGCCAGCUGCCACACAAGCCGCGCAGUAUCUAAUCAGCCAGCGAGUAACAUAUGAGCAAGGAGUCCGAGCUACCAACCCACAGAAAGUGGGAUAAGCGAAGGCUGAAGAGAAGGCUGGGGGAAGAGUAGAUUCAAAUCAGUCCUUUAAUCAUUAAAAUUGUAACCUCCAUGACACCGGCCCCUGCCCAGUGUCCAUCUCUCUGUCACACACACACACACACACAAACACACACACAGACACCCCUCUGGUUGGGAAACAGCCCAGCAUAUGUUCUGCCGGAACUUUAUUUCACCAAUGGUGUGGCCUGAUUGUGUAUAUAUAUCUAUAUAUAUAUGGCAACGUUUUCUU
Messenger RNA from Python bivittatus (Burmese python), 1438 nucleotides. NCBI's taxonomy places the organism in Eukaryota, Metazoa, Chordata, Lepidosauria, Squamata, Pythonidae. The record is from RefSeq and is a predicted model, not a curated record.